This is a messenger RNA of Sander lucioperca (pikeperch), 5273 nucleotides long. Its product is annotated as dentin sialophosphoprotein-like. The record is from RefSeq and is a predicted model, not a curated record. NCBI's taxonomy places the organism in Eukaryota, Metazoa, Chordata, Actinopteri, Perciformes, Percidae. The coding region runs from base 218 to 3361 and encodes 1047 amino acids. The transcript is spliced from 10 exons.
AGGAGACUAGAGGAGAGGAAAUAAAUUCUCCUAUGGAUUGAUAACCCUACUCUACUGCUUUAACUCUGACUCAUCCCCCCUCUCCCUUCCCAUUCUCACAUUGGUGCAUUCUGCCUGUAUGCUUCCAUCACCCCGGGCACACACACACACACACAGACACGUUUAGAGAGGCAGCUCCGCCUCCUCUGCAGUGUAGCGACAGCUAGUGAGGGCAGCAAUGGAGGAGCGAGCAGUGCAGCAGGAAAAAAUAGAGGGAUCAUGGGAAGGAGGGCAUGAUGCGGGGAAGGCAGACUGGAAGAAUGAGUGCUCCCUCUCCUCCCUCCUUAAACACUCCUGUCUUCUCUGCUGGUCGUCUCCCAGGAACACCGACGUCGUGGAAACGGAUGAGAGAGUCCUCGCCAAGGCAACCGAGAUCAGAGUAAGAAGACCGCAGCACCUAGCGCUGGAGCUGGAGAAUGCAGUGGCGGUGGAGAACUUGGAGCUCCAGGAGCAGCAGUCGGACCGCAAGGAGCUGGAGGAGACUCUUGUUAAAUUAGAGACACACAAAGAAACGCUGUUGCAGCAAAUAAAGGCUACGAGACAGCUGUGCUAUGAAGAGAGUCAACAGAUCCUGUCUCUGCAGGCGGAGGAGGUGCAAAAAGAGAGCCAGGUGGAGGAGUAUGAGAGGGAACUUGCCAGAGUCAGGUGGAGGCUGAAGAGGCUCAGGGAUGAGGUGAAGCUGGCCAAGAGGAAGGUGGAGGAGGCCGGAGAGAGGGACACUCCUCUGCAAGACUCCAUCAGGCAGUCCUAUGAAGAGAUCCUGCAGGAGGAGCACACUUUGUAUUCUCUGUCAGGAGGCGCAGUCACUCCAGAAAGCCAGCUGGAGGAGUCAGCAUCUCCUGCAGACACCACUGAAGAUGACCCGCUGCCUAUGAGGCCUUGGGGAAGGAGCCAAUCACUGCCUGCCUAUGCUGACCUUAUAAUGAGGGCCAGUGGCUCGUCUUUCUGCAAUAACCUAGCCAAUACCAGAGAAGAAGCAGACGACAGUGGGACCAGCUCCCCAAAGAUGGAUAGAUCUGACAUAGAGGAUGACCUAGAGGAGGGAGCGAUCAACAAUGAAGGGGAAAAAGAGAGAGAGAUGGAAGAGUCCACUGUGAACCCAAACCCUCUCAGCCAACUGGACUUCUACCAGGCCGAUCCCUUCGCCCACUGUCAGAGUGACCACGACCUCUUCAAUGAAGACCUGUUCCCUAAAACUGACUCAUCCGGUGGAUUCGCUUCGGACCCUUUCAAAGGCAGUGACCCCUUUGCAGCAGAUAUUUUGUUCCCAGAUGCGAACAUAGGCACUGAUGAUGGGGCAGGAAAUGUUGGUGAUGAGGCAGACACUAGUCUGUCCUGUGCUGAAAACAAAGCCUCAACAGGAACUCAGUGCUUUGAAUCUGAGUUCCCAGAUGAAGACAGCGACAUAGAAAUAAGCUACAGCCGAGAGGACCUGGACGCCAUCGCUGUAGUUGACGAUUCUUGCGGAUUUAAACCCAUUCAGAGCUCGUCAGAAGAGCUAGGGCCGGAGCCCAUCCAGGGUUGGAGGUCCCACGGUCAGUAUUCUAUAGAAUCGGACCCUAAUGGGUAUGAGCUGGACCUUGGCACCGUCUCCCCUCCCUCUGACAUAGAAGAACAGAGUCUGGGAUCUCUAGCUGGAGGGGCUACCACCGAGGCAACAGCAGGACUGGAACAAGGUCUGGGUUCUGGUUCAGCUCCGGCUGUUCCUGAGCUUGACAAAGAAGUCCUGAUGAAACCAAAUUGGGCAGGCGACAUAGAGCAAACUGUUUCCUGUUAUGUUACCUCCAGUCAGGGGGCCGAGUCGGUUGGCAACAUCGAAGAAGAACCCCAAAACCCUGUAACUCCCCAAAACUCACUAGACUCCCAAAACCUCUUCAUCCAGCCCGACACAGAUCACAACAGAGAGCUUAGUUUUGAGUUGAGCUAUGAACAAACCAGUCAGUCUUCCUUUGACCCAUAUGGCUUUAAACUCAGUCCAGAACAUUCAAGUCACACCCUCUUAGACCCUGAUGAAGUUGAACUGAGCCCAGAACCUUCUGAAAACGAUCUCAACUUUGACCCUGAGCCUUCCUCUUCUCAAUCAGACCAACUAAACAUUGAUUGCUAUGGGUUUGACAUCACUUCCUCCCAAAUGGUACGGGACUCUGACCCUUAUGGCUUUAAGCUCAGUCCUGAGGAAGAGAACCAAGAGGUACUUGACCUCUGUGGCCAUGACAACCAGGAGGCAAUGGACCUUUGCACCUAUGACAAUAACGAGCAAAUAGAACCCUGUUACUAUAGCAACCAGGAAGUACUAGAACCGCAUACCUAUGAAAACCAAGAAGUGCUUGAACAUUGUAGCCACAAUAACGAGGGACUGCUGGAUUUAUGUAACAAUGGAAACCAAGAAUUGCUGGAACCUUCUAGUCUUGACAACGCAGGGUUGGUUAGCAAUGAAAACCAGGAAUUCCUGGAUCUCUGUAGUCAUGACAACCAGGAGGUGGUGGAACCCCAUUGCAAUAUAACCAGCGAAGAACUACUUGAGCCUUGUAACUAUGAUAACCAAGAAGUGCUGGAACCUUGUCGCCAUGGCAAUAGAGAACUGCUGGAUUUCUCCAGUCCUGAAAAUCUGGAAGUCCUGGAUUCAGAUAGCCAUGGCGACCAAGACUUAGUGGAUUUUGGUAGCAAAGAAAAUCUGGAAGUCCUGGAUUCAGAUAGCCAUGGCGACCAAGACUUACUGGAUUUUGGUAGCAAAGAAAAUGAAGAAGUGCUAGUUUCAGGUAGCCACGGCAACCAGGAACUCCUUGAUCUCGGAAGCAAUGAAAAUCAGGAAUUGCUAGACUUAGGUAGCCAUGACAACCAGGAGGUGCUGGAUUUGUUGAGUAAGGACGUUUUCCCUGAAGCGAACAAUAACCAAUGCAUAGUGGAACCAGAGCUUGAUGUCAGUUCCACCACCAACAGCUCAGACAGUGAUGUGGCAUCAGAAGACCUGCUGGGACUCGAACUCAGUUACUCCAGUAUCUGCACUACCAACCAAACUAACACCAAUACUGCCGACACCCCCAACAUGGCCGUCAGCAACAUGUCUGCCAACCAGGACAUUGCACCAGCCAAUGCUCCCACCAGCCGCAACUUGUUAGAAGGGGAUCUGGGCUCCGUGUUUGGAGCCGGAGGAUACAUCGGUUGUCCUGAUGUAGCUGACGACCUCGAGCCUCUGGAGCGAAGGCCGGCAAACCCAGUAGCAGAGCCUGUACGACCAGUCAGACCAGUUAGGCCUCCUCGGCCCUCGCUCAUGGCCAAGGAGAAGGCUCAGUCCCAGACUCAGGGCGUCGACCUGAAGUGAUCUCUCACCAACCAACACUCAUGUGGGGGUUACCAUGUCAGCAGGGUUCCCAUGACCACAACGACAACACAAGAGAUGAAGUGAAUGAGGAGAGAAGUAAGCGGACGGGUGACAAAAUGGAUACGGAGGGGCAUGGUAUGAAGGAGGGAUGAUUAAAUAGACAGGAGGGAGAGGUCAUUCUACUGUUAUAUAUAUAUUGCAAUAAUUAUUGUUUCAGAUGUGUUUUUUUACGUUUCAAAGGGACAAAUUAAAGUCAGAAUGGAAAGAUAAGAAGUAGAUUGACUGUUACCAUUAAGGAAAUCUGAUUGGCUCGUGGCUUCAGUCCACUGUGAGGGAUUUAUUUAAGUCAGGGUUGGAAACAAUAUAUGAAAAUGAACAUUCUUUGAGGCUUAUUCCUUGUGUUUUUACCCAAAAUGACGCUUGUCGAUCAAUCAUAAGGUUGAUAUUAUCUGUUAUUUAUUCACUAUAUCAGCUGCCAACUCUCUCCUGUGUCCUCCGAGUCUCUUAGUUAAGCUUCCCAUCGUUUCCGACUUUACUGUUUUGACAGAGCCUAAUUAGUCCAAAGUAAAGAUAAUCUCUCCUUUUUUUGAUUUGAGCUUAAUGUUGGAGCAUGUGUAAAUGGACUGUGUGUGACUUUGUCACAUAGAUGAGCAUGUAUAUAAGUGAUAUACUCAGAUAUUGUGGUUUCCAGAUUAUAUAGUCAAUUAGUAGUUUUAGGUCUAAGUUGGACGAGAGCUGUAUAAAGAGUUUGUUCGGGUUGUACAGUGAGUGCAUAUCUAUACCGUCAGCAUAAUAAAAUGCAGUGUUUUCAGUCAUCAGUUACUACUAGGUGCUCCUUAAAGAGUACCUUAACAGCUGAUUUAGAAGCAGUGUUUCACUGCCAUCUCUGGCUCAGAGUUUCAAGCCCCCUUUCACCUGUUUCACCUCUCAGCAUGUGGUCAGAAGUGGGCUUUGUUGCACCUGUAACCACACCUGGCAUCCCACAGUACGCCUGCACAUCACUGCCGAAAGGUGAGAUGUUAAACCACUGGAGCUCAGCAAAGACAACAUCUACAGAGGGUGUUAAAUUACUUUUUAAAGCAUUUUAGCCACUGCACUUCAUAUUUGAACAUUAUAAUCAGUAGCACUAUACAAAUGGACCAUCCCUGAAAACUUUCAGCGUUAAAUGGCCUCUACACUGCAUUUCACUACAUCAGUGUCCCAGUUCCAUAUGAUAUACUAAUACUACAAAGUAAAAACUAUGCACUAAGGUUGACUGUGCAUUUUCACAGUUAGUAUACAAGACAGAGAUUUUCCUAACUGUUUGGUACUAACAAAAAAAAAGGAUAGGUGUGAAAUUAUGUGCAGAGUGAUGUGAAACUGCAACUUUGAAAGACUUCUAUACUGCCGAUUUCAAAUAAGGACAAAAAAACAGCAAGCAAAAAAUGCAAAAAUGAUUGGAAAAUGGAUGGAAAUGGAAAUCUGUUUUCUGAGCUGCCACUGGUGUCUUCAUACCUCUGUCUGCAUUUUUCUUCACUAAUUUACGGAUGUGAAAAAACUAUUUUAUGCUGCAAUGUGGAUCAAAAUAGUCCCGUCAAAAGAACUCUCAAAACAUAAGAAACCACAACCAAGUGUCUCUGUUUUUAUCAUGUGAUGUUUUUUUCCAUUUUGUUUAGCAUGACUACCCCAAAACCCUUGUAGAUUUAGUGGUAACUAGAGCUGGUUUAUCUUUUUCUCUAAAUAUAAUAUAGGUAUCGGCAAAUACAGCAGCCGAUUAGUGUCAAAAAAGACAGAAAUGCCACGGAUAUUGUUUUAGAUAGUCAAGAAUAGUGUGUCCACCACGUAGAGCACUGACAACUUUAUUUUUACAUUGUAAAAUGUCCCACUCACUACAUAUGUGAUCCCUAUCAAAUAUGUUCAUUUAAAUUGUGCA